Molecule: messenger RNA, 1494 nt
Organism: Haliotis rubra (blacklip abalone)
Lineage: Eukaryota; Metazoa; Mollusca; Gastropoda; Lepetellida; Haliotidae
Product: L-amino-acid oxidase-like
Exons: 7
Coding region: 1-1494 (497 amino acids)
Molecular function (GO): oxidoreductase activity
Source: RefSeq, a predicted model, not a curated record
AUGACUCUCAUCACGCUGGGGAUCCUACUGGUCACUGCAGUCGUCACCGCCAGUCUCAUAGCCACGUCACUCCCAAUGCAAUUCUCCGCAACCAUACUAAGCAAGACGGUGGUGAAUGCUGAAGUUCCCUCUGAUGGCGACUGUCUCGACGUUGCCGUCAUCGGCGGCGGUAUCGGGGGCGCCUACACGGGAUGGAGGUUGAGGGACAGAGGUCUCUCCAUCUCCGUGUUCGAGUUCUCCGACCGUGUCGGGGGAAGACUCUUCACUGCCGAGCUGCCUGUCGCCCCGGGGACGUAUCUUGAUUUCGGGGCAAUGAGGUUUAAAUCUGGAGCUCACCCAACACUGAACAGAACAGCAACAGCUUUAGGACUAAACAUCAUCCCCUUUGAACUGGGAUACGGCAAUGCGGAUGAGACGAUCUGGUACAAUCGCGGUAAACGCAUGCGCAAUACCGACCUAGGAACAACUAAUAUACCCUACAACCUUCAGCAAGGAGAGGCAAAUGACCCCGAUAUGUUAUUGUGGGAGCUGUUCAAGAACAACGUCAACAUCACCGACACCUACCCCAGUCUGGAGGACCUCUUUUUUCUGUCCUACCCCGGGGACACGGGGUCUUCUGAAGGUUACAAGACAAUCGCUGGUGGGAUGGAGAAGGUUCCCCGGACCCUCAUGGAGAAAUUCCUGGAAGCUAAUACCACCCAUAAGCUCCACCUGAACCAUCAGCUGACGAGGAUGGAGAGGAGACAGACUGGAGGCUACAACCUCAGGUUCAGAAAGACCCAGACAGUCGAUGGUGUUACAACCCCCGUUAUGACUGGCAAUACUGGCCUGACGAUGUGUGCGAGGAAGGUUGUGUUAGCUGCUCAAAAGGAUGCUAUACAGCAGAUCGACUUUCCCGAGUUCAAGAACAACCCCGAGAUCAGAAGAACCAUAGACUCUGUGGAAGGAUUCCCAGCUGGUAGAAUCUACCUGGCCUACAACACCAAGUGGUGGAAGACUGGCAAUCCUGACAUCACCCACACCAAGAGUGACCUUCCCAAUAGACAAACAUAUGACUGGUCCACGGGCACCAACAACGUCUCCAUCAUCAUGGCCUCCUACCACGACGGGGACUUCACCCACUACUGGCGAGAACUGAGUCAGUUCGGGACACCCAUCCCGGGAAGUCUCCCUGGAGUGAAUGCCGUUACCGACGUCGUCAAGAAUAGAGUUGAGAAGUACCUUAGCGUCAUCUACAACGUCAGCCAGUCCGACAUCCCCGAAACUGUUGGAGGGGCCAUGAUGCUGUGGGACAGGUAUCCUUUCUCCGCGGCAUGGGGCUACUUCAAGGCCGGGUUUGACGAGAGAAAAGUCCGUGAUAUGAUCUACAAGCCGUCCCCGUCUGACCACGUGUACAUCGUCAGCAACUCCUGGUCAGCGGAUGAUCUGCAAGGAUGGGCAGAAGGGUCACUGAUAGCUGUUGAUGCUGUGAUCCAAAAAUACUUCAUUGAGUAG